AUGUCCCUUGUCCGGGGCCAUGGAGACAUUGCAGCCACUACGGCGCCGCCUCUCUCUGAAGAAGGGGAAGUGACCUCCGGUCUCCAGGCUCUGGCUGUGGAGGAUACCGGAGGCCCCUCUGCUUCGGCCGAUCAAGCCGAGGAAGAGGGAGAAGGAGGCCGGGAGGAGGUUGAGCAUGAGGGGUCCGGGGCCGAGGAGGUGCAGGGAGAAGCCCCCAGCCUUGAGGGGGAGGAGCGUGCCAAGGGAGAAUCCGAGGACUGGUGCGUGCCCUGCAGCGAUGAAGAGGUGGAGCUGCCCGCAGAUGGGCAGUCCUGGAUGCCACCCCCCUCUGAAAUCCAACGGCUCUAUGAACUGCUGGCUGCCCACGGUACCCUGGAGCUUCAGGCUGAGAUCCUGCCCCGCCGGCCACCCACGCCUGAGGCCCAGAGUGAAGAGGAGAGAUCCGAUGAGGAGCCAGAGGCCAAAGAGGAGGAAGAAGAAAAACCACACAUGCCUACAGAAUUUGACUUUGAUGAUGAGCCAAUGACACCAAAGGACUCCCUGAUUGACCGGAGGCGCACCCCAGGAAGCUCAGCCCGGAGCCAGAAACGGGAGGCCCGCCUGGACAAGGUCCUUUCAGACAUGAAGCGACACAAGAAACUAGAGGAGCAGAUCCUUCGUACCGGCAGGGACCUCUUCAGCCUGGACUCAGAGGACGCCAGCCCCGCCAGCCCCCAACUCCGAUCCUCAGCGGGUAGUCUCUUCCCCCGGCAGCGGAAAUACUGA
This is a messenger RNA of Rangifer tarandus platyrhynchus (Svalbard reindeer), 765 nucleotides long. Lineage: Eukaryota; Metazoa; Chordata; Mammalia; Artiodactyla; Cervidae. The record is from the annotation of a GenBank genome assembly.